AUACCGAAAUGUUACAACCUUCUAAGCAGCAGAUACUGCGCCUUUACAAGCAUCUAAUACGGUACGGCAAUCAACUGCAACUUACAGACAAAAACUACUUCUUGGGUCGCAUACGACGCGAAUUCAGAGAGGGUCGUGGACUAAGCGAUCCAGUACAAAUUGAAUUCAAUUUCAAGCGCGGCGAAACGCUUUUGCGAAAAGGGCGCAUCCUUUAAAUUGUUGCUGAACAGCGGCAAUGUUGCAACGACUGUUAGGAAGAGCUGUCGCUCGGCACAAUGCAUUACCAACCAGCUUAACAGAGUCUACAACUUGCUAUCGCUUUAAAACCACCAACAGUAAAAUAGAUUACUCAAAGUACCCAAAAUUAAAUGAGGACGAUUUGGAGGAGGACUUCAUGCGUGGUAGUGGGCCUGGUGGGCAAUCAGUUAAUAAAACUUCCAACUGCGUUUUCUUGCGUCACAUCCCAACAAACAUAACAAUUAAAUGUCACACGCAUCGACUGGCUUCUAAAAACCGCAUAGAAGCACGAAAACUUUUACUGGAAAAGUUAGAUGCCCACUUUAAUGGGGAGAAUGCUGUGGCGGCACAAAUAAAAAUUCUUGAAUCAAAAAAGUCGACUGAACGCAAGCGCAGACAGCAAAAAUUAAAUGAAAUGAAGAAGAACUGGAAAGAGCGGGAGCAAGCAAUUAGUGACAGCGAGGAAAGGGCGUGAAAGCCUCCUUAAUUAGUUAAGGUACAAAAAAAUUUUUGUUAAUUUUUUAACUUAUCAUUUAUAUAAGUAAGUAAUCUAAACGUUUGUAUGAAUAAAUCUAAAUCUACCAUGUAGAAAAAUCGCCGAAUGUUCCUUUACCUA
This is a messenger RNA of Bactrocera dorsalis (oriental fruit fly), 853 nucleotides long. Its product is annotated as MIEF1 upstream open reading frame protein. NCBI's taxonomy places the organism in Eukaryota, Metazoa, Arthropoda, Insecta, Diptera, Tephritidae. The coding region runs from base 9 to 215 and encodes 68 amino acids. The record is from RefSeq and is a predicted model, not a curated record. The transcript has 2 exons.